This is a messenger RNA of Ananas comosus (pineapple), 2538 nucleotides long. RefSeq names its product germinal center kinase 1-like. Lineage: Eukaryota; Viridiplantae; Streptophyta; Magnoliopsida; Poales; Bromeliaceae. Bases 221 to 2332 code for a protein of 703 amino acids. The record is from RefSeq and is a predicted model, not a curated record. The transcript has 20 exons. Gene Ontology annotation, molecular function: ATP binding; protein kinase activity. Gene Ontology annotation, biological process: protein phosphorylation.
CCGCAUCCUCCGACCCACCAACGACCUCCACAGAUCCCGAUCCCCACCGUUCCCUUUACGUGGAAGCGACCACCCCUCCCCCAUUCCCUGUACCGGAUAGCGCCCUUUCGGGCAAUGGAGGAGGUUGGUGAGCGCGAGGUGUCGUAGAUUCGAGGGUUUUGGGAGGUGGGAGGUAGGGUAUUUAUUCGCGGGCACUCUCUCUCUCUCUCCGCGCUCCGACAUGUCGGAUUCGGUCGCCAUGGCCGCGGCGAUCGAGGCCCGGUUCAACGAUCUCGAGCUCAUCGGCCGCGGAUCCUUCGGCGAUGUCUACAAAGGGUUUGACAAGGAGUUGAACAAGGAGGUUGCUAUCAAAGUUAUUGAUCUGGAAGAAGCCGAGGAUGAUAUUGAAGACAUUCAAAAGGAAAUAUCAGUUUUACAACAGUGCCGAUCUCCAUACAUAACUGACUAUUAUGGUUCCUAUCUGCAUCAGACAAAACUGUGGAUAGUUAUGGAGUACAUGGCUGGGGGCUCUGUUGCUGAUCUACUCCAGGCUGGUCCACCACUGGAUGAAAUGUCUAUCGCAUGCAUUCUACGAGACUUACUUCAUGCGAUUGAUUAUCUUCACUCUGAAGGAAAGAUUCACCGUGACAUAAAAGCGGCAAACAUCUUGCUGACGGAGAAUGGAGAUGUAAAGGUUGCGGACUUUGGUGUUUCUGCACAACUCACAAAAACAAUGUCUAGGAGAAAGACUUUCGUAGGAACCCCAUUCUGGAUGGCACCUGAGGUUAUUCAGAACACAGAAGGAUACAAUGAAAAGGCAGACAUAUGGUCUUUAGGUAUAACAGCUAUAGAAAUGGCAAAAGGUGAGCCACCUUUGGCAGAUAUCCAUCCUAUGAGGGUUCUUUUUAUGAUCCCACGAGAAAAUCCUCCUCAGCUUGACGAGCAUUUUUCGCGACCUAUGAAAGAAUUUGUAUCAUUAUGUUUAAGGAAGAUUCCUGCUGAGCGACCUAGUGCGAAGGAACUCCUUAAACAUAGGUUUAUCAAGAAUGCUCGGAAAAGUCCUAGGCUUUUGGAGAGAAUAAGAGAGCGUCCAAAGUUCACCGUAAAGGAAGGCAUGGAAACCCAGAGAAAUGGUCUAAAAGUUCAUGAGGAUUUAACUAGUACUGUCAAGGUGGUCAGGGAUGCAAAAGAUGAUGGUGUCUCUUCCAGUCAAGGGAAGGCCCUCAAGAACCCUAGCUGGGAAGCUAAUGCUGAUGGAUCAGCGGGUACAGGGACUGUUCGAAGUGCUGUGAGGCCACCUCAGAUCACUAAUAUCAGAGAAAGAAAGUCAGAUGUGCCGUAUAGUCCUAAUACACCAAAAAGGGCAGCUGAGAGAGAAAGCCAAUGGACAUCACGAAAUGUAUCUGAUGAAUCUAUCUUUACCAAUUUGUCUCAAAGAGAGGCACAUAUUGAACAAGAUGACAAGAGAUUAGGAAGUUCUUUUGAAGAUAAUAAUCUAUCAGUAAGCGGAUCAGGAACAGUCGUGGUGCGCAGUCCAAGAGAAUCGCAGAUUUAUGCGGCUUCGAAUAAUCAAAGUACUAAGCCUUCUAGUAGGUUCUCCUCAUCUGAAGAUCUGUCAACCAGCGGCACGGUUGUUCUUCGUUCACACCAUGAUGAAUCUGAAACUCCUCGAGCUUCCAGAUCGAGGCUUGGCAUCCAAGAAAAAACUUCGAGUGCCCCACGUGAAGAUAGUGCUACUAAUCUUGCAGAGGCAAAGGCUGCACUAGAAAAAGGCGGAUUAAGGAAAGGAAACGCUCGUGAACGGCUAGUUCCCAGCAGGCAGAGCAAGGAAGCACAAGAACCUGAAACGGCUGAGGGAAUAAGUAGUUUUGAAUCUUCUAGAGAUCCUAGUGAUAAUAUUGAUGCACAAAAGCAGCGUAGCAAAUCACGUCAAUUAACUGAUGGACAUUCUGUUCCACGGGCUUCAUCCGCUGCAGCUUCUCCAGCAUUAUCACUGCUGAUAAUUCCUUCUUUAAAAGAGGCAUGUGGUGAUAAGUCCGAAGGACCUGGUACUCGAGCUGUGAUCGAGUCACUGAUGGAACUGGAGCACCAAUUACCUGGCUCUUGCGAAGCGUUUAUCACCAAGUUGCUUCAAAGACUCGGAAGCUCAAAGGAAUCAUCUUUGAAUGGACUCUAUGAGGUGGCAACCAGCAUCUUCGCAAGGAAAACUGAGACGACUCCUCAAGAAACAUCAAACAGCAACAAGAAGAUGGCAAAUGCGCAUGCAGUCGAUCCUCUGAGUUUAAGUCCUUUAGCAAGGUUCCUUCUCUCAAGAUGGCAGAACCAGGUCUCUCAGGAUCUCAACUCCGUGUGAUCGCCCCAUUAGAGUUGAUACAAAAGUGUUGUUUUCUGUUGGUUUUUAAUGUAUAAUUAAUUUUGAGUGUACAUAUCAGUUAAUUUUGUUUUUCCCCUUCUUAUAUUUUGCAGCAGUUUUUUGAUGCAUUCUCGGUUAUGUAACUUGUGUUAAUUUUUGUGAAAUUUUAUGCUACUAUGUCAAUUUUUAUUUGUAUUUUUAGAUCA